Microsporum canis CBS 113480 is the source of this 993-nucleotide messenger RNA. RefSeq lists its product as hypothetical. The transcript has 3 exons. The record is from RefSeq and is a predicted model, not a curated record. The coding region runs from base 1 to 993 and encodes 330 amino acids. Lineage: Eukaryota; Fungi; Ascomycota; Eurotiomycetes; Onygenales; Arthrodermataceae. Gene Ontology annotation, biological process: mitochondrial fission. Gene Ontology annotation, cellular component: mitochondrion.
AUGGUCAAGGACGAGCAAGCCGCCGUGGCAGGCGACACGAAGCCGGCGGUGCCUCGAACCCGCAAACUGACCCCUGAGCUACAGAAACUCGUCGAUAGAGAGGAGGACAUGCUGGACCAGCUUUAUGAGGGCAAUUCGGUCGAUACUGUAGAUACCAGCUAUCGAUACUCCGCCUACGCAGCUCGGAUCCGCACGCUGCUUCUCUCUGCACACCGUUAUGUCGCAUAUACCUCGGAUAUUGGGGAGUCGUUCCGGCCAGUGGCACAUCCAUGGCUGGUGAAAGGUGCAUACGGCGUCUCUUGGGCUUACAUAUUUGGUGAUGUCGCCAACGAAGGAUACAAGGCAUAUCUACGGAACCAGGAAAUUCUAGCUCCCAAGAGUGAUGCAUUUCGAAAGGCGAAUGAGGUCAUUGCUUCAGGAGACGUUGAUUUGAAAAGUAGUAUUGACAGGAAGGCAUUGGAGGAGCACUUUGCAAACAAAAUUGCGUUCAAGCGCGCAGAACAGACAUUGGCUUCCACAGCAUCCGCGAAACACCCUAUGCCAUGGAAAGAUCCGGAAGAAGAUACUAUGACUCCAUGGCCGACUGUGAAGAUCCCAUUGAGCGAGGACUAUCGCUCCGUGAUGGCGGAGAGAGCCGUGUUUCAAUCUAUUGCCAGUAUGGGUUUACCGGCAUUUACGAUCCACUCUGUCGUCAAAUAUUCCGGACGAGCAAUGAAGAAUAUGAAGAGCGUCUUCAUUAGAACCUGGGCACCGAUUGGCCUUGGUCUUUCAGUCGUUCCAGCCUUACCGUACCUAUUCGAUAAGCCUGUCGAAGAAGCAGUCCAGUGGGCAUUCCACAACGGCUUUCUCAUGUUUGGCGGACCUAACGCGGUUCCCAACCAGGCUCCAGCCCAAGGAGCCUUUCAUGCUGCCCAGGAGGUAAGGCAGCAGCGAAAGGAGGAGCGAGAGCGCCGAAGAGAAGAACGACGGCUUAGACGUGAGAAGACCGAAUGA